CCCACAUCCUUGCACCGGCUGCCAGGGCAGUGCUGUGCCCAUGGAGAGACCUGUGAAGGAUGGGAUCCUCUAUGUGCAGCACAGCAAAUUUGGAAAGAGGUCCUGGAGGAAGAUGCGAGCCCAGCUCUUCGCUGCCAGCCCGUCCGGCGUGGCUCGGAUGGAGAAGUUUGAUGUGCGGGAUGACGGCACGGCGCUGGAGAAGUCCUCCCUGCGGAGGUGCGCCCGCCGGGUGAUCCGCCUCUCGGACUGCGUCUCCGUGGGGCCCGCCAGCACCGAGAGCUGCCCGAAAGCCACCGCUGCCUUCUACCUCAACACCACGGAGAAGAGCUAUGUGCUGGCGGCCGAGCAGCGGGACGAGUGGAUCUCGCAGCUCUGCCAGCUGGCUUUCCAGGGUGCAAAGCAGGCGCCGCAGAGCAGUGCCAGGACCCAGCCCAACCCUGACAUCCACAUGGAGGAGAACUCCCUCUACUCCUCGUGGCAGGACCUGACCGAGUUCCUGGUGCUGGUGCUCAGGACAGACGCGGCCGCCCGCUGCGGCCUGCACGGGCACUACCUGCUCGCAGCCCUUCCCCAGAGCCUGACGCUGAAGGACCCGCAGUCCCGCCAGCCCCUGCUCACCUGGCCCUACCCCUUCCUCCGCAAGUUCGGCCAGGACCAGACCGUCUUUACCUUCGAGGCCGGCCGCCGCAGCGACUCCGGCGAGGGCACCUUCACCUUCAGCACGCCGCGGGCCCCGGAGCUCUGCCGGGCCGUAGCCGCCGCCAUUGCCUGCCAGCAGCAGGGCAAGGAGGCCCCUGAGCCCCGGCUGCCCGCCCCGGGCACUGAGCCCCAGCCCCGGGGGCCUGGCGCUGAGGAGCUGCCAGCCGGGCCAGCCGCGGGGAGGGCGCAGCCUGACUCCCAGGCGCCCUUGGGCCUCCUCCGCUUCCCACCUCCGGAGCCCGACAGCACUGGCCCCAUCAUCUACGCCUCCAUCGCCCGGGGCCAGCAGCCGCUUCUGGGACCGACGCAGCCCUGGGCCGUGGGGAAGCCGGCCGCCGAGCACCUCUACGAGAACAUCUUCGCGGCGGAGCCGGCGCGCGCUGAGGAGGAGCAGGAGGAGCAGGAGGGCGGGCGGUGGGAGCUGGGGUACCGGCAGGCCCCUGAGGGCCGCAGCGGUGAGGUGGGCCCCAUCUACGACAACCGGGCUGCAGUGGCAGCGGCUCCAAGUUGGGGCGGCCCACAGCCCCCCGGCCCCCCGGAGCAGCGCUGGGGCCCGGCGGGGCGCUGCGCCCAGGACGAGCCCCCCGGGCCCAAGCCCCAGAGCAACCUCAAGGCCAAGCUCGUUCGGCUGCUGAGCAGGGAGGCCCCCGCCCCCGGCCAGCGGGACUGGCUCUGACCGGGCCGCUGCGGCUCGGCGCUGCGGGGAAUAAAGAGCCUG
Molecule: messenger RNA, 1417 nt
Organism: Dromaius novaehollandiae (emu)
Lineage: Eukaryota; Metazoa; Chordata; Aves; Casuariiformes; Dromaiidae
Gene: DOK3
Product: docking protein 3
Exons: 5
Coding region: 41-1375 (444 amino acids)
Biological process (GO): Ras protein signal transduction; positive regulation of MAPK cascade; cell surface receptor protein tyrosine kinase signaling pathway
Cellular component (GO): cytoplasm
Source: RefSeq, a predicted model, not a curated record